Ctenopharyngodon idella (grass carp) is the source of this 2064-nucleotide messenger RNA. RefSeq names its product thyrotropin releasing hormone receptor 2 (gene trhr2). NCBI's taxonomy places the organism in Eukaryota, Metazoa, Chordata, Actinopteri, Cypriniformes, Xenocyprididae. Gene Ontology annotation, cellular component: membrane. The transcript has 4 exons. The record is from RefSeq and is a predicted model, not a curated record. Gene Ontology annotation, molecular function: thyrotropin-releasing hormone receptor activity. Gene Ontology annotation, biological process: phospholipase C-activating G protein-coupled receptor signaling pathway. Bases 475 to 1980 code for a protein of 501 amino acids.
CCUGUACAAGAUCAGAUUAUUUGCUCGUCAUGUCAAAUACUUCAUAUCAGUGCAUUUUGUUUUUUCAUCAGGGGUUUACAGCCGACACUGCAUGAGAGCUGUUUUGGUUCCACUCUACAAGAAUGAUGUCUGGUUGAUCAAUUGGAUGGACGAUUGCAUUAACGUGUGAAAAAAAAAAAUUACUCUGGAUUCCACUUUUAAUGGAAGGAUACUGUUACAGAUUAACACUGAAGAAAUAAUGGGUUGCAGUCAGCAGAGGAACAUCAUUAUGUGUUUGAAGCCAAGAAAAUUAAACAAGAUACUUAAUAAGAGAAAAGACCAUCAAUAAAAGCUGGAACUGAAUAGAUAGUUUUUAUACCUUCUUUAGUGUUUUGAACAACAAACAGAUUCUAUUCUGCUUUCUUAAUCCUCCACCAAUUUGAUUUCUGACUGUUCCUUCUCAUCCUAUAUGUAUUUACAUCAAGAGGACUAAUCAUGCCAGAAAAUGUAAGCUCCAGAAUGGACACUCCCACCAACAUCUCCCUGGUGGGGCCUGGGGACCCUGUGUCUGAGUCCCUGGAGUAUAAGACCGUAUCUGUGUUCCUGGUGCUGCUGGUGUGUGGCGUGGGAAUAGUGGGAAACAUCAUGGUUGUGAUGGUGGUUCUUACCACACGCCACAUGCGUACACCCACCAACUGCUAUCUGGUGAGCCUUGCGGUGGCGGACCUGAUGGUUCUGGUGGCCGCGGGUCUGCCAAACAUCUCUGAGAGCCUGAUGGCUACCUGGGUGUACGGGCAUGCUGGGUGCCUGGGCAUCACUUACUUCCAGUACCUUGGCAUUAACGUGUCCUCCUGUUCAAUCACAGCUUUCACUGUGGAGAGAUACAUCGCCAUAUGUCACCCAAUGAGGGCACAAACUGUCUGUACGGUUUCCCGAGCCAAACGCAUCAUUGCUGGGGUGUGGGUUUUCACCUGUGUCUACUGUAUGCUCUGGCUCUUUCUGGUGGACAUCCAGGUGAACCCUGACGGUCGUGUUCAGUGCGGCUACCGCGUCUCUCGAGACCUCUAUCUGCCCAUUUACCUUAUCGAUUUCGCCAUCUUCUACGUUAUCCCGCUACUUCUGGCCAUCGCUCUUUAUGGUCUCAUAGCCCGAAUCCUUUACCUGAAUCCUCUGCCCCACCCACCAGAUUCGGGCACCAUAACCGCCCCCACUCUCAGGAGGAGCUGCAAAGAACCAGCGGACGCCGGAAAAGGAGGUCGUCAGGGACGGCCAAAGAGCGCGCUUUCUUCCCGGAAACAGGUCACAAAGAUGCUGGCAGUGGUGGUUGUGCUCUUCGCCCUGCUGUGGAUGCCGUACAGGACCCUGGUUCUCAUUAACUCCUUUGUGAGCACGCCAUACCUGGACGCCUGGUUCCUGCUCUUCUGCAGGACCUGCAUUUACGCCAACAGUGCAAUCAACCCUGUCGUUUACAACCUGAUGUCCCAGAAGUUUCGCUCGGCCUUCCGUGGGCUGUACCGCUGCCAUAGGGAAGACUUGCACCAGCGGACACUCUCCAUGCUCCAGAGCGGAUACAGCCUAGGAAGAGACCCCCGACUUUGCAGCAACACCAACGGCACCAGAGACACACCUAAGAAAAUUGGUUCAGUCACUCCUGAGCAGAAACAAAACAAAGGCAUGGAGAACAAGAAAAAUAUGGACAAGCUAAUUAGCGAUGGCGUAAAAAAUGAGAUUGAUCCAGGCAUCAACAAAAAUGCAGUUGAAAACUGCAACAUAGAUGAAUUGAAAACCUCAGUAGACAAGGAGAUGCCUACAGUGGAGAACGUGGACAUGAGCAAGAUUAAUGAUAAUGGGAAAAUAAUGGAGGAAAGCGCUAAUACUACUCAGGAUAUUAUCGCUGACAUGAGCAACACAGAGCAGACACAGCUAGCCUGCGGUGAAUUCAAAUCCACUCUGGGGGAAGCUAGACAGAAUGACACAGAGCUAAAUCACAGCAUUGUAUAGAUCAGUAUACUAUAUUUAAACAGUUUCAAGAAAAAGUAUGUGAACCACUUGCAGAAUCUGUGAAAAUGUGAAUAAUUUUAACAA